This is a messenger RNA of Phycodurus eques (leafy seadragon), 2221 nucleotides long. RefSeq names its product coiled-coil domain containing 169 (gene ccdc169). The record is from RefSeq and is a predicted model, not a curated record. Bases 238 to 966 code for a protein of 242 amino acids. The transcript is spliced from 8 exons. NCBI's taxonomy places the organism in Eukaryota, Metazoa, Chordata, Actinopteri, Syngnathiformes, Syngnathidae.
UUUAUCUUUAACUGGUAGCAAUACCAGCAUCAAACCCAAAAAAACUGCCUAAAAAUGUUUUCAACGUUCUUAAUACUCACUUCAUCACUAUCCACCUCCGCGCUCUCAAAAGUCUCCCAAAAGACGGCAGCGUCCCCUAGUGGUAAAACCGGCGCCACGCACCAACUGGAAGCGGCCGUUUCCAUGGAAACCAGGUGACCCCAAACUUUCUCUUCCAUCCGUUUGACGGUAUUAACAAUGAGUAAAGAUUAUUGUAAAUAUGACAUGGCGCGCCUGCGAACUCAACUGGAGCAAGAACGAGAAAUCAAAGACAUGCUGGAUGAGUCUGUACGGGACCUGCGGUGCACCAUGAAGGAACUUCAGGACAGACUUCUGGACUUCGACGGGGAAGACAACGAGUGGAAGACCAGAUACGAAACCCAGACCGAGCUCAACGUACAGCUACAAAGGCAGCUCGCUCUUAUCCACGAGAGGCUGGAAGCCCUUCGUGGGAACCCAGUGGAUCGACUGGCUUCUAUCCGAUCCUUCGAUGACAUGCCACCCGAGUCAUUGCGACAUCGCCUCAAGCUGCUCACUGACGAGAAGUCCGGCCUACAGAGUCAACUGGCCGACUGUCGCGUCGGCAUCGAACUAGAGGCAAAGGCGUUCCACAAAACCAACGACGAGAGGCGAGCCUACCUCUCGGAGAUCGCCAAGUUGUCGUCAACCGCGGACGCCCAGAGGAAGCAGUACUCAGUCCAGCCACAGAGGGCCACAGAGAGCAAACUGAGAGCGAAGCAGCCGAGCAGAAAGUCUGAGGCCGACGCCAAGAAGGGAAAAGCCAGAGAGAGUGAUGCCGGAGGAGGAGGAGGAGGAGGAGGAGGAAGAGGAGGAUGUGUGAAAGGUGGAGGAGGUGGAAAAGGAGAGCUGAAAAAAGCUCACCUUGGAAGCAGGUUGCCCACCCUCAAGCAUCACGUGAAACACUGACUCACGUCAACAUGUCUUCUUUUUGUGGAACUCUCACACUUUCACAAAAAAAAAAAAAAAAAAAAAUCCUUCUUUCUACCGCACGCGUGUUCCGCAUCCAGCGCACAAGCGGACACCCACGUGUGUAAACGCACACGUCGGCGUAAGACACUACUGGACUAAAAUGUUGUCCAAAAUGAGUAUUUGUCUUCUCUUUGUGGACACUAACAACUCCAGUGGUGACUUGGGACACCAAACAGGUAUUUCCACGUAUGUGUUAUUUCAGCGCCGUUUAGAUGCUAGUUAGGUUAGCGCAUCUAUGGCGUUUUGCAUUAUUUUGUACUCGACGGCGCUCGUAUCUCGAAAAACUCCCAAGUCGGGUCACUCGUGUCUCUUACCGUUUAGUCAAUACAGUGAAUCCCGCACAUUCACAGUUUGGCAUUCGCUGAUUUUUCUUUUUUUUUUUUUAUAUAUACGUGCAGUAUUUUCUAUCCAUUUUAUGCUUGCUGUUUUGUUUUGGUGUUGACCUAUGUUUACAAUGUUUCAAAAGUCUGUUUAAAUGUGUUUAAAACGUGUGAGAGGGGUAAAACUACUUUAAAAAAUGAUAUUUGUGUAAAUGGCCUCUUGAUACAAGAUUGCAGAUUUUCAUCUAUUCAUAUACCCCACGACAAAUGGGGCUUCACUGUAUUCGCUGUUGAUGUCGUGCUUGCUGGUCGGUCAGGAUACUUGCGAUCCCGGCCCUUGUUAUGGGGGUGUUUCUAAUCAUUUGACUGCCUGCCUAUAUCCAAAUGCCCAAAUGUGAGACACAACCCUGCAAACUACAAGCACAAUAAUAAACAUAUUGUUAAAUGAAUACCUUUUUGUGCAGAUCGCCACAGACGUGCGCUUCGCUCGUCGACCGCCACUUGCUCUGUCCAACCAAUCAGAAGACGGAAAAUUGCCGACGUCAUUACGGGCCAGCUAGCUAACAGUCUACAAUGUCUUUUGUCUACCGCUAGAUGUCGCCACAGAGACACCGAAGAUGACACUAUCCGAUAUAUCGGCUUGGUUCAUGUUUACGUAUACGGUAUGAUAUCAUAUUUGUAUGAAUAAAUGAGAGGUAUGUAAUGAACUUUUGUCUGAAGAGACCAGCCAUAAGGAAAACAACAUUUUAGCAAAACUGUCUUCAAACCAUCUAAGGGUAAAAUUGACUAACUUUACGAAAGCCUAAAGAAUAGUAUAGUUUAUAGGACACAUCAUCUAGUGAACCAUUAAAAUGAUCAUUUUCUCUUUUGAA